UCAGCCUUCAUCUUUUAAAUAUCCUAAAACAGAGGCCAGACAGAGAUCAUUCUUGGAUGUUUCACUGUGAGAAGGCUGUCAUUAUGUGAAAGCGCUUUUGUAGUAAAUGGUCUCGCAGCCACCAAUCAGUACAGGGCACCCAAAGAAAUUCAAUUCAAUUCAAUUUCAUCUGUAUAGAACAUUUUCACAUUACGUUGUCUCAAAGUGUUUCUCAUUAUCCCUGCCCAUAGCCUCCAGUAAGCAAGCUAGAGGCAACAGUGGCAAGGAAAAGCUCCCUGGAAGGAAGAAACCUUGGGAGGAACCAGACUCAAAGGGGGAGCCCAUCCUCCAGGGGCUGACAGAAGACAUCAAAUUAACAAGAUGGCAAAAUCUUAAUUUGCACUGUCCAAAUUUUAUGAUUUGAGUCUCAAUGUGGGGGGGCAGGCAGGUGAUGGCAGGCAGGUGCUGGUGCUGCUUCUGAUGGCAGGAUGAACAGUGGUACAGCAGCAGGGUAGGAAGGAGAGACGUCACAGCGACAAAGGGCAGCCAGGCCAGGCGGGCGUCACAGGCAGAAAUGAUGAGAUGGGUCGAAUUGCAGCGAGGGGCGUUCCCGUAAAAACAGGAACGACCCUCAGCGUUUUCAUUGGUUCUUACGCCAUUACAUUUAACAUGAAUGUCAACACCAGGAAACAAAUUUAGCUGGGGGCUUCCUACUUCGCUUAUAUGUAUUAAAACCAUUUCCUCGUGAAAGAUAAUUAACAUAAACAGUUCCCAUUGGCCUACAAUGGCACGACUACUGCUUAACUUGGUUGAAUAGCGUUCACAUUAUACCACCACUACUACUGUUUAAUUUAACCUGGUCUUAACAUGUUUGUUUUAGACAGUGAUUAUGGUACACCUAGACCAGAGAUAUUCCUUCCUGGUGCUCAGGAUCCCCUGCCCUACACAUGCAUUUCCUACCUCAACAAAUUAUAAUUGUAGGAUCAGGUGUUUUGAGUAAGAAAUACCUUUGCAGGACAGGGGGUCGCGAGGACAGGGAUUAUGAACAAGUGAUCUGGACAUUUAAAAACCAGACAGGCUACUGCAGAGGUGCCCAGUCCUGCUUCUGGGGCACUGGAACUUGAUAAUCAGGUGUGACAGAUGAUGGUUGGUCCUAAAAUGUAAAAUACUCAGUACAUCCAUAAAACAAACACAACUGAUAACAAAGUGUACUGUAGUUGACAAACAAGGCUGCAUAUAUGAUAUGAUUAUACUGUAAAACAAGGAUAACUAAAUGUUCACAAGGUGUCCGCAGUGACAAACUGGUUGUUUUCGCACUUUAUUUAGACACUUUUAUUUAGACAUUCCCAGCACCUCCUGCAUGCACAGCACACAGGGAUUCACCUUUUCUCCCAAACUUCCAUAAUAAAUAAGUGCAUGUUUGACAUACAAUUAAAACAGAGCCAAACGGAGCCUGAAAUCCCUCAUCCUCUGAUCCACUCUCAAAGACGGACUCAGACAAAACAGAAUGGCGUGUUACUGCCUCAGCAGCUUCAUGAAAUUCCAUGGAAAGGAUCUGGGGGGCUGAACUUGUGCAAGGAAUUUAUCGCUAUUUCCGUCAAACCAGGGGUAGGCAGCAUGGACCCUCCUCAUGAUCCUCGAUUCCUUUUCUAAACGGAAAAGAAGAUAAAAUGGAGAAAUACACGGUGUGCAAAAAUCACUCCCAUGUGUUUAGAAUCGUGUUUACAUCGAGGAAAUUAUUCCUUAUGACCAUAAAUAUGUAGCGUGACAGAGCAUAGUGACAUGCCAGAGUCAGGCUGGCACAUCAGGCAUCAAGGCUGAAAACUUUCUCAUCAGGUCAGGUCAGGUCACUCCUUUCAGUGAAAUAUUUAUGAGCAGAGGUGCCAAGAUGAUAUUUGCUGGUUAAUUAUGAAAUUAAACUCAGAAAGCAGUAAUUAUACAGAGAAUCAUGAGAGAAUGAUGAGUGGUGAUUUGCUCUGUCCAACUGAGACGUCUUAAAAUCUGCCUCUGGGCUUCAGGGGAGACAUAACAGAAAUACCAUCAUUCUAAAGCUCAUCAUGAGCCCAGCAGGUGCACAAACUGACUCUCCAUGACCUGCGACAUGAUCCUUGAAUGUUACAUCUCUUCCAGAGAGACAGGAAAAUCUGUCUGCCGCCACUGCAACAUGUCGUUUCGUCUCCUAUGGUUUCUUGGGAGUAUUAAAAUAUUACCAAUAGUGACUGCAGAAUAUGGUAUUUGUAUAUAUAAUGUGAUUUUGCUACAGUAAGACAAUGAUUUGCUCUCUGGCCCAAAUAAUGGCUCAGUUCUCUUAGCCAAAUAAGGAGGUAUUAAGCUGGGUACAAACCGAGGCUGAAGAAUGAUCAGCUCCUAUUGGCUGCCGUUGGUUCCCAGAAACAAAAUUUGUGCUGGAACACACUGGCACGACUAGAGGUGAUGGGUGACAAACAGCCCAAUCAGAGAACUCAAUUUCACUGACUAGCUGCAAUGCCAAUUCAACAUGCUAAGUUGGCCAAAACAGAUCCAACAAGAACCAACUGUGUGCGACCAUGUGGGACCCUCCGACACAACAGGAAGUCAGCGGCUCUCACUGGCAGCCCUACGGCUUCCAUCGGCCAAAAAAUGGCUUGAGCCCACCUCCCUUCCACUGCCAUAAUGGAACAUUUUCAUUUUCAACCAUAAUGAAGAAGGUGAGUAUAUUCAAUAUAAAAUGUCUGCGUGUUCAGCACUAAAAUCAGUACUGAUUCAGGAAACUGUGAAACGUCGAUGACAUUGUGAUUCGCAGCACAGCUUCUGAUUGGCCGCUGCUCAGCAGCUCCAUCACCCGCUGACGGAGAGAAUCAUUCUCCCUGUAUCGUAAGACAUCUUUUAAAAAAAAGCCAAAGUUACAAAUUGAUUGAUCAGAUUUUUUCCCCAUAAUUUUCCUCUACGUGCUUGUUUCUUACAGCCUAAAUCUUGCACAUAUUCACUGUUGGCUGGUAUCCCUCUGCAUUUGCUUUCAUUAAGGGAAGAGAUGCAUUAAAUUUCAGCUCACAAGGCCAUUUGCGCUUUUGUUGUUAGACCUUUAGAAGCAGCGUGCCCUGGGCCAGUCUGUACUGUCCUUUCCUUGGAGACCUUGCUGUCACGCUUCUGUCCUUCAAAACAAUGCAAACAUGAGACCAGGUGACUGCCACACAUGACGCAUUCGCUAAGGCAACUUGUUUGGGUAAAAAGACGCCUGUGACCUCACAAUUUACAAUUUCAAAGCAUUUAUGGCUAACUACUUUCUUCAAGACAUUUAAGGAAAGAGGAGAGAGGCAUUCAGACUUUGUACCCUGGCUGAAAAUGCUCUUUUUAAUGGAGAACAAACUGCUGUGAUUACACAAAAGUGUGUCCUUUCCAUUCAGCCUACCUACAAACACUGCACAUUCAGAAUGCAUGUUUCCAGUUUUAGCAUCUAAUCCUUAAAGUUCACCUCUGAAUGCAUUUUAUACAGGCGUGCACAUUCUAAAUUAUGCACCAAUACUUUUCAGGCAGCAGCAUCUUCAAAGAAAAAAUUGUUAUGUAGAUUCCACAAAAGGAGAAGAAAAAAAAAAACAUUUUUCCCCCUCAGGAAAUACACUCUACUGUAUUCAACACACAAUUAUUUUUUCCACUUUGUAUGUAAAUGUUAUUGAAAUGGUUAUAGAAAGUAUAAUCUUCAGUUUUUCUUUUCUGUCACACAUUCUGGCUGGUAGUGGUCAAUUUGGAAAGUAAUGAAACUAAAAAUACUUAUUAUUAUUAACUGAAAAAGCACCUUUUCAGACCAGUCAUAAGCUUGUUUUAUGUUUGCUUUUGGCUAAACAACAGGAACAACAUAUGAAAUUGGGGAAAUGUGUCUUUAAUCUUUUAAAUACAAUUUUGCAUAAACGACCUACUUAUCUAGCUAUGUGAUUAAUUAUACAUUAUAAGCUAAUAUGACCAACGGCUGCAUUUUAGGCUCCCGACUCCCUUCCAGUCACUUUUAUUUGUUUUUUCUUAAGUAUAAUUUAAGGUUGUAUAAGGAAAUUAUAAGGGUAUUUUCAUAUAAUCAAAAUACUAUUGAAAAUAACAGGAAAUAGUAAAGGCGACUUCUUUAACAUUGAAAUUAUUACCAAAAUGUAAAAAUAUUGCAUUUGUACAGAUUCCUCUGUAGCUAUGCGUUAAAAUGUCGAUUUACAUUCAAAUGCUGCCUAUUAAAGUAACUGUUGCUUAAAACCUUCCAAAACCCUUAUGUCGUUGUUUUUACUCUAUCAUACUCUACAUGGGAUUUUACAAACAGAGCUACUUGAUGUACAAAAAUAUACAUUAAAAUAUAGGCAGGCUUAUUCUAUGAAUACAGUUGCGUCUAAAUCAUAAAUACUUAACAGAAUUGGAUCCCAGGGGAUUUCUUUCACAAAGCGUUCCGUCAAAACGAGAUGUGAACCAAACAGACAAGGGCUCUCCAGACAAUGCAGAUGUUUUAUACUUAGCUGCGUGUUUGCAGUAUGGUGGCCUCCGUCUCAGAUCAGCGUUGUGAGUAUAAAGGACUCGUGUACAGACGCUGUGAGGAGAAUAAGGAGCGACCGGUCCGGACCUGGCCGCAGGGUCCAGUCAGCACCGGGUUCAAACCCCAGAUGGCGAGCGCCGCACCGGGACUGCAAAGUUCAUCUCUUCGUUUUAUCCUUCGGCUGACUACGUUUAUAAUGAAUAUCUGACUUGACGAUAAACCGGAAAAUCAAGUGAUCGAGGUGGAUCAGCCAUUUAUUAAUCAUUGUUAUAUGUGGGGCAACACUGGUUGCAUGCAUGGUUUUCAUUCAAAGCAGUAAAAAAGAAACGAGACGGACCGAUAUGAGCUUUUAACAGUAAGCAGGUCUUCAGCGCGCACUGACCAGCGCCCUCCGGAAACUUAGGAAGCUGCUCCGACACAGAGAACUGCCUCAGGUGUCAUACUUUAUUUAUGCCACUCGGAGCACUGCUUCUCCUCACAACCUCCUAAGUUGCGGUUUCAUUGCUUUGGUGAGCAGUCUGACUGCCCAUAUCUGCCCCAAUGUUGAUUUGAUAAGCACCUACCAGAAAUGAAUGGCACCUUUGUUGGACCUGAGAUUGUUUCAGAAAAGACAGAAUUUGAGCUUAAUCUCAGCAGCGGGCUGCCUGCUCCUUCGUUCAAUAGGAGCACAGAUGAAGAUGUUCUGCAGCUCCCCACCUUCUCUACUGCUGCCAAGGUCAGGGUGAUCAUCACCUUCAUCCUUUGUGCCAUCUCAGCGGCCUGCAAUGUUGCCGUGCUCUGGGCCGCCACCGUCAACAAGCAGCGGAAGUCUCACGUCCGGACGCUGAUUGUGAACCUGACCACAGCCGAUCUCCUGGUCACUUUAAUUGUGAUGCCGCUGGAUGCCAUCUGGAACAUCACUGUCCAGUGGCUGGCUGGAGACACGGCCUGCAGGAUGCUGAUGUUCCUGAAGCUUUUAGCCAUGUAUUCCUCUGCUUUCGUGACGGUGGUUAUCAGCCUGGAUCGGCAGACUGCUAUCCUGAACCCUCUGGCUAUUAACAAGGCAAGAAGAAAAAGCAAAGUGAUGUUGACCGUGGCUUGGGUGAUGAGCGUGCUCCUGUCGGUCCCUCAGAUGUUCCUGUUUCACAACGUGACCAUCACUGUUCCACAGAGCUUCACUCAGUGCACAACCCGUGGCAGUUUUUCCCGACACUGGCAGGAGACCCUGUACAACAUGUGCACCUUUGUCUGUUUGUUUCUACUGCCUCUGGCCAUCAUGAUCUUCUGUUACACAAGGAUCUUAAUAGAGAUUUCCAGGCGAAUGACCAAGGGAUACUUAUCUUCUAAGGAAGUUCAUCUCCGCCGCUCAAAGAACAACAUACCAAAAGCGAGGAUGCGGACUCUGAAAAUGAGCAUCGCCAUAGUGACCUCCUUCAUCAUUUGCUGGACUCCUUACUACCUGCUGGGGCUGUGGUACUGGUUUUCUCCCGAUGGCCUGGAGGAGGCCGUCUCCCAUUCCCUCACGCACAUGCUCUUCAUCUUUGGGCUCUUCAACGCCUGCCUGGACCCAAUCACCUACGGCCUCUUCAGCAUCCAUUUCCACAGGGGGCUGAGGAGAUACCGCCACAGAGCCUCCGUCUUGGCCGACUCGGAGAACCUCACCGUCACCACUUCCUUCCGCUGCUCCACCUCCUCUUUUCCUCUGAGACGGCUGACCGCCCAGGCCCAGGAUGGACCGGGGGCCAGUGCUCAGCAGCCGCAGCAGGACAGGAAGACCUGUCAGUGCAGCAGCUAUCUCACCACAUGCCACAGCAGGGAGAAGCAGACCAGUCAGUUCAGUCCUGAUAACAUGAUAUGACGCAUCUUCACUGCUUUUCUGGCCAGUUAUUGUUAUGGUCACUGCUCAUGUUAAGACUUUCAUCGUAAUUACCAAAAUUACACCUUUGUGUAACAGCUAACAGGUCCAGAGUUGCGUACAGACCUUCCACACUCCUUUGCUCUAUGGAUAUGUUUUUGUUUUUGUGUUUCUUCUUAAGGUGACAAUCAGGUGUUGUACUGUCCAGUUAAGCACUACUGUGUGUCCAUCGCGUUCAUGUCAGGAAUCACAAAUUUUUUCCCUUCUAUGGACCAAUUUAACAGACUGAAUUUUAAGCUGACAUUUCAGUCAUGUCCAACUUUUCUUUUACCAAAUUUUCUUUCAGUCAAAUCCCCCUUCGUUUCAAAGCAAUUUUAGUGUUUUACAGUCUCUCAGGGGAAUGUCGGUUUUCUGAAUUCUAACUUAACUAUCAAAAUGUAAAAACUCACAUUAUCAACACUUUCUAAGUAUGUUGUAUUUUAUCAUUAACAGGUUAUAUUUACUUAGACAAGCACUCACCCUUAUCUACAGUCAUCUGCGUGACACUUGUUUAUUACUGUGUUUUUCGAUUAAACAAACCCAUGAGAGAGA
Molecule: messenger RNA, 6887 nt
Organism: Paramormyrops kingsleyae
Lineage: Eukaryota; Metazoa; Chordata; Actinopteri; Osteoglossiformes; Mormyridae
Product: putative gonadotropin-releasing hormone II receptor
Biological process (GO): G protein-coupled receptor signaling pathway; cellular response to hormone stimulus
Cellular component (GO): plasma membrane
Molecular function (GO): G protein-coupled receptor activity; peptide binding; protein-hormone receptor activity
Source: RefSeq, a predicted model, not a curated record